AUGAAUGAAAGCAAUCAGAGUCCUCGAAAAGAAAGAGAAGAGAGUGAAAGCAGUCAAGCAGAUACGCCUGCCGUCAACGAAAAAGAGAAACGCAAGGAGUUGAAGAGGGCAGGCCGUAUCCUUUGUCCACCAGUGACACGGGGAUCAGGACGAGACCUGGACGCCUGGCUUAUGAGGGAAAAUGCCCGUGGCAUUGCUGUGCACUACUAUAAAGAGGAGAGAACAAUAGCGCCGGCUAGUUCGGGGCCAAUCAGCGCGCUCACCAAUCAGGCGUGGGAACGGCCAAAUUGGGACGCGGCCACUACCGGCAACCGGAGCCAAAAUGACCGGUGUCGAUCUCCUUCCCCGCACUACUUUAAGCGCAACGCUCUGAGGCAGAAGCUCAAAUAUCGGCCAAUGUCUACGCCAAACGUGUCUCUUUGCUCACCGCGUUGCUCGUCCGGCCAAGGUCCCAACAUACCAGUUCUCGCCGCAUCACCAAAACCAGAGCAAUGCCCUGAAGACCACAUCGUCGUUCGAAUGGAUCGGUUUGGCUUUUCAGCCAACAAUGUCACUUAUCAAGCGCUGGGAGAGCAUCCUCAUUUCCGUUACUUUGACUUCCAUCCCGCACCAAAAGCGUCAGAUGGGUCCACUGGCCCAGAGACUCACGGAUUGAUCCCAGUGUGGGGUUUCGGGACCGUCAUCGCCUCAGGACAUCCAAAAAUCCAAGAGGGCGAACGCAUCUAUGGAUACUUCGCCCCGACGAGGUAUCUCCUCCUUCCCGUUUCACCGGCUGACGUGAACAAGUACUCGUUCUACGUCUCUCGACCGCACCUACCACCAGAUCGACGCCCGUACAACCAAGUCCUACGAUGCGCUACAGACCUGCAAUACUCCCCUGAUCCGCUCGCGGAGGACCUGACGAUGCUCUACCGGCCUCUAUUCUGGACUUCGUACUGGUGCGAAGACUGGGUGCACUCCUCCGGGUACCGAGGCGGCGUCUCAAAUGUCCUCAUCUCUUCUGCGUCCUCCAAAACGGCAUUCUGCCUCGCGUACCUCAUUGGCAAACGUAUUCAACGCGGCGAAGUUUCAGCGAACACAAAAAUCAUUGGGCUUACAUCCAAGAGGAACGUCGCGUUCACGAAGAAGCUCGCGCUCUAUCACGAGGUGUAUGAUUACGACUCGUUCACCGCCGCGCCGUCCUUCCAAGGCGGGCAAGAGAAGAGGUGGUUGUACGUCGACGUCGCGGGCAGUGGCGACCUCAACAAGCGCAUCACUGCGCAUUUCUCCUCUCCGUACACUGGAAGGAUGGCCGCGUGCGUCGCGCUGGGCAUGACCAACCUCUCGCCCUCUUCCGACGCAGGCACCUCAAUGAACUGGAGCGCGAACACGUUCGACACCGCCGCGACCAACGACUCAAACGAAGUUGCAUCGUCCUUCUGGCCGAGGAUGGAGCAAUUUUUCAUGGUUGAGUGGUUGGAUGUCCGGAGACACCAGAUUCCCAUUGUCGAGAUCUUUGAGAGGCAGAAUUUGGCGUGGAAGGAGCUGAUGCAGGAAUGCACUGGUUGGGUCGAGUUAGAGCGCAUCAACGGACCUGCGGCCGUCAAAAAAGCAUAUGAAAAGCUAUCGAAAGAGGGUCUCGGGCCUGAGAAAGGGUUGAUUUGGAGUUUGUGGGACGGGGAGUCUACAAAUACUAAGAUUCUUUCGAGGUUGUAA
Molecule: messenger RNA, 1695 nt
Organism: Cyclocybe aegerita
Lineage: Eukaryota; Fungi; Basidiomycota; Agaricomycetes; Agaricales; Hemipholiotaceae
Source: the annotation of a GenBank genome assembly